Messenger RNA from Phyllotreta striolata, 2392 nucleotides. The record is from the annotation of a GenBank genome assembly. NCBI's taxonomy places the organism in Eukaryota, Metazoa, Arthropoda, Insecta, Coleoptera, Chrysomelidae.
CUAACCUCUAAAUUCGCCAUUAAACUGUCACUUUCGACCAAAUCCUUUUUUUUCAAUCGCGAGAAAAUUCCUAUACAACAUGGAAGAAACCAGCCCGGAAGCCCUGCAGGACCUCGCCCACCUCAUCAGGAUCCACAGCAUCGAGUCGACGUCGGCCUCGAAAUCCGGCCACCCGACGACCUGUUCGUCCUGCUGCGAAAUCCUCAGCGUGCUCUUCUUCCGCGUGAUGCGCUACAACAAAAACUGCCCCAAGGACCCGUCCAACGACCGCUUCGUCCUGUCCAAGGGCCACGCGGCGCCCGCCCUCUACGCCUGCUGGGUCGAACUGGGCGUCAUCACCAAGGAGGAACUGCUGAAAUUAAGGCAUAUAGACAGCGACCUGGAGGGCCACCCGACGCCCAGGCUCAAAUUCAUCGACGUCGGAACGGGCUCGUUGGGCCAAGGACUGGCCAUCGCCUGCGGCAUGGCCCACGUCGGUAAAUACGUGGAUCGCGCUAAAUUCAGAGUGUACUGCGUGCUGGGAGACGGCGAAUGCGCCGAAGGAUCCGUCUGGGAGUCUGUCGCCUUCGCCGUGCAAUACAACUUAAACAAUCUCUGUGUAGUAAUCGACGUGAAUAGGUUGGGACAAACGGGCGAGACGAUGUACGGGCAUUGCUUGUACCAAUACGAGAAACGCUUGGAGUCCUACGGGUUCAAUUGCCUCUGCGUCGACGGUCACGACAUCUGCGAGUUGAUCGAAGCUUUCCAAUGCGCCGAACAGACCAAAGACAGGCCCACCUGCAUCAUCGCAAAAACGUUCAAAGGCAAAUACUUCGAAGGGAUCGAAAACAAGCCGGGCUGGCACGGCAAACCGCUCGGAGACAAAACCAAGGAGAUCGUCGCGUCGAUCAAGUGCCGCAUCAAAGCCUGCGGCAAGCCGGAAUUCAACGUGCCGAAACCCUGCUCGACGGUGUGUCCGGUGGAUCUCUGCAACAUCAAACUCUGCCCGCCGCCCGAUUACAAAAAAGGCGAAAUGGUCGCCACCAGAACGGCUUACGGCACCGCCUUGGCCAAGCUAGGCAAAUCGAACAACCGAGUCGUAGCCUUCGACGCGGACGUCAGCAACUCCACCUUCUCGGAGUACAUCAAGAAAGACCUGCCCGACAAUUUCGUCGAAUGCUACAUAGCCGAGCAAAACAUGGUCGGCGUAGCCGUCGGAGCGGCCUGCAGAAACCGCGUCUGCGCCUUCGCCUCCACCUUCGCCGCCUUCCUCACCAGGGCCUUCGAUCAAAUCCGCAUGGCGGCGAUAUCGAAAUCGAACAUCAACCUGUGCGGCUCCCAUUGCGGCAUCUCCAUCGGCCACGACGGGCCCAGCCAGAUGGGGCUCGAGGACAUCGCCAUGUUCAGGACGAUACCGGAUUGCACGGUGUUCUAUCCCAGCGACGCCGUCUCCGCCGAGAGGGCCGUGCAAUUGGCGGCCAACACCAAAGGCGUCUGCUACAUCAGGACCACCAGGUCGCCGACGGCGGUCAUACAUUGCAACACGAUGGAGUUUCAGGUGGGUAGGGCGGUGAUUGUCCAGAAGUCCCCGUGCGACGUGGCUUUGGUCAUCGCGGCGGGUAUCACGAUGGAGGAAACGAUGGAGGCCAAUAAGAAGCUGUGCUGCGACGGUAUACGUACGAGAAUCAUGGAUCUGUUUACCAUCAAACCGAUCGAUAAGGAAGCCAUCGUUUGCAACGCCAAAGAAUGCGGUUGUAAGAUAUUGGUGAUCGAAGAUCAUUACCCGGAAGGCGGGAUGGGCGAGGCCGUGCUGGCCGCCGUGGCGGAUCAGAAGGGUAUUAUUGUUAAAAUCGCCGCCGUGGAAGGUCUGCCGAAAUCGGGCGAAACGAAGGCUUUGCUCAAACGCUUCCGCAUCGACUCGACCAGCAUCUACGAUCACGUAACAAAGCUUGUAAAAGGUUGUUGAGUAAUUUAAAUUAAAUGACAAAUGUACCGUUAUGCUUGCUGUAAUUGCACAUUUAAAAAAAAUAAAACCCUAUUAAGUAUCGUAUCACCGUACAGUUACUUUUUCCUCCUUAACAAUCGCAUGAAUCCUUCGCAUUUUUAGGAGUUCUAACCUUAACGGUACCGUCGCUCAUUCCGAAAUAAGCCACGACCGCCAUGUCGACGAACAAUCCGGUUUCGAACAAACCGGGGAUCUUCAACAGCUCCAUGUUCACCUCUUCCCAAUUGCUUUCGGGAUUGAAAUCCUUCCAAUCUAAUAUGAAAUUCCCUCCGUCCGUUAUCACCGGCCCCGCUUUCAUCUUGCCUAUUCUAAGCUCCGCUUCGCCGCCCAUGGUUUUUUCUAUCUUCGUCUUCACCGUGUAAUACGCCAUCGGAUCAACUUCUAACGGUAUACCUGUCAAACAAAUAU